ACAUUUCAACGAAUAAGAAGUGAAAGUGUAUGAGGAAAGCACGUCAUUUAUGUUAUUCACUAGAAAUCAUUUGCACGUCGCAGAUGCUAAUAUGAUGUGAAAUUUAUUUAGAUCUAGUAAGAUAGUUCAUCACCAUACGAAAGUGAAUACUUAAGGCAGAAUCUAUACCGUUUGCAUGCAAAUUUUCGUGACCUUUUGAUAGAAGUCAACGUGAUACUAUCUGGCACAAAGAAAUGGCAACAAAACGGAAACCAAUUCACACGCAAACGGGCAGCGCGCAACGCCCGAACAUGAACUACAGGGCCAAUGUAAACGACACGACCGCUCGGGCGGAGGCAAAGGGGACUCGUCCAACGCCGGCACCGACUUCGAUCAAAGAAGUUCUCACGAUGAUGGUGUUGCAUGUGUGUAAAAAGAUAAUAUUCUUCGAUACCAACCUGAAAGUACCACUCUACCUGGGGAGCUUAUUCUUUGUGUCUCUUAUUGGAGAUUUUAUACCUUACCCAAAAACAUAUCUGGCAAGAUCGGAUAACCUAUUCAAUGUUUAUUUUGUAAAAAUGGGAUGGGCCUGGACAUUACUGUUUUCGGUGCCUUUUCUAGCGUUAACAUCGGUGACAAUAUGUUGUGGAGACCAUCAGAGACUGGUGAAAAAUCAUCUUCCCAGAUUGGGAAUCGCAACGGUGUUUUGGUUUGUGUGGACGAAACUAUUUAAUAUUAUAGAAUCAACGUAUGGUCGAUGCAGUAUUCGAGGAUUUGAUUCGAAAUCUGGUUGCUUAAAAGCGGGUCACCUGUGGAGUGGAUUCGAUAUUUCCGGGCAUGCAUUUAUUCUCAUCUACUCAAGUCUUAUUCUGAUGGAAGAAGCUCGAUCAAUUAUUGGUUGGGAAAGCAUCAAAGAGCAUCUUCGAAAUGAGGAACAUAACAGAGCUAAGAAUGACACAACCCAGGCAACAAAUCCUCUGAAAAGUUUGAAAGACGGUGACCUGAAAGCAUUGAAGCAUUUCUAUAUUCGAUACACUCCUACAAUCAGGCUACUCUUUGUGGGUAUGACCAUGUUACAGUUAUUAUGGGAUAUAAUGCUGGUUGGAACUAUGUUGUACUAUCAUCGCAUGGUGGAGAAAGUUCUUAGUGGAAUCUUCGCUGUUCUAACGUGGUUCUUUACGUACCGUGCUUGGUACCCAGCGCAAUCCUUACUACCGGAUCCAGUUGGAAAGGGUUUGUUCAACUAUCAAGUUGCGUCCCGAUCGGUUGAGACUGGGCUUCGAAGACGGACUAGUCUUCUGCAGCAAAAUUCACCGCAGUCACAAGACAUACCCAAAUUUAUGGGUAUGCCUCUAUAUGCAGCAAGACAAACAAACCCUUCUGUCAAUAAUAUGGGCGGAAUAGGAUCUCCGCAGGAUUCCAGUUCGGGAUCUUCAUUCGUAGGUACUUCCACUUCCUUUAACAUCAAUGCUGGUGUAUCACGGUUAGGAGCCGCCGGCGGAGGUGGUAACUUCGAUAUCAACAAUCCACCUUUGUCUCGAUUCCAGCAGAGCGCGCAACGAAGCAGAUUUGAUCGGUUUGAGUAGUCAAUAAGUAAGUCAGUACUUUCAAGUUAGGCCAAAAAUUAUGAAAACUUAUGAUACGUUUUUAAGACGCUCUUAGGAAUCAGAGUCUCUGAGUACUGUUUUCUUUUUGAAAAUAAAAUCUUUUACGUCAUUUGGUAUAGGUUUCUGAAUCCAAUAGUUUGUAAAGUUUACCCCAACUAUAUGAGGCUGAGGCAUCGAUUGUAGCUUUAAAUAAAACUUGCCCUCAAAGCUUA
Messenger RNA from Malaya genurostris, 1798 nucleotides. RefSeq names its product acyl-coenzyme A diphosphatase FITM2 (gene Fitm). Gene Ontology annotation, cellular component: endoplasmic reticulum membrane. Gene Ontology annotation, biological process: lipid storage; phospholipid biosynthetic process; lipid droplet organization. Bases 234 to 1565 code for a protein of 443 amino acids. NCBI's taxonomy places the organism in Eukaryota, Metazoa, Arthropoda, Insecta, Diptera, Culicidae. The transcript has 2 exons. The record is from RefSeq and is a predicted model, not a curated record.